Molecule: messenger RNA, 1035 nt
Organism: Phyllostomus discolor (pale spear-nosed bat)
Lineage: Eukaryota; Metazoa; Chordata; Mammalia; Chiroptera; Phyllostomidae
Gene: HOXB1
Product: homeobox B1
Exons: 2
Coding region: 79-999 (306 amino acids)
Biological process (GO): regulation of transcription by RNA polymerase II
Cellular component (GO): nucleus
Molecular function (GO): RNA polymerase II cis-regulatory region sequence-specific DNA binding; DNA-binding transcription factor activity, RNA polymerase II-specific
Source: RefSeq, a predicted model, not a curated record
CUGUGACAUACUGCCUAAAGGUUGUAGGGCAAGAGGGUGUCUCCCCCAAACGGGCCGACCCUCCUGCGGCCUCUACGCAUGGACUAUAAUAGGAUGAACUCCUUCUUAGAGUAUCCACUCUGUAACCGGGGACCCAGCGCCUACAGCACCCACAGCGCCCACAGCACCCCUACCUCCUUCCCCCCCAACUCGGCUCCUGCUGUUGACAGCUACGCAAGCGAGACCCGCUAUGGCGAGGGGCUGCCCAGCCCCGCGGUUCAGCAGAACUCAGGCUAUCCCGUCCAUCAGCCACCUUCGGCCCUGGGGGUGUCCUUCCCCAGCUCCGCGACCUCGGGGUACGCCCCAGCAGCUUGCAGCUCUAGCUAUGGGCCUCCUCAGUACUACCCUCUGGGCCAACCAGAAGGAGAUGGAGGAUAUUUUCAUCCGUCGAGCUAUGGGGCCCAGCUAGCGGGCUUGUCCGACGGCUAUGGAACGGGUGGAGCUGGGCCCGGGCCGUACCCUCCUCCGCCGCCGCAGCCCCCGUAUGGGACAGAGCAGACGGCGAGCUUUGCCCCGGCCUAUGCUGAUCUCCUCUCUGAGGACAAGGAAUCGCCCUGCUCCUCUGAACCCAGCACCCCCACAACGCGAACCUUUGACUGGAUGAAGGUUAAGAGGAACCCACCCAAGACAGCCAAGGUGUCGGAGCUGGGCUUGGGCGCACCCGGCGGCCUCCGCACCAACUUCACCACGCGGCAGCUGACCGAGCUGGAGAAGGAGUUCCAUUUCAACAAGUACCUGAGCCGGGCCCGGCGCGUGGAGAUCGCCGCCACCCUGGAGCUCAACGAGACGCAGGUCAAGAUCUGGUUCCAGAACCGGCGCAUGAAGCAGAAGAAGCGCGAGCGGGAGGGAGGCCGGGUGCCCCCAGCCGCUCCGGGCUGCCCCAAGGAAGCGGCCGGAGACGCCUCCGACCAGUCGACGUGCACCUCCCCGGAGGCCUCUCCCAGCUCCGUCACCUCCUGAACUUCCGCCACCUUAACCGAAGGGGCCCCCCAGCGC